AGCGAGUGUAUAUAAGGUCAAGUAGCGCUCAUCCCCUCUUUCCCAUCUAUCUCCACAACCCACCGAUACCACCAUGUCCAUCACAGGUGCUUCUCCGGCUCACGUCGUCGUCAUCCCCGUCGCCAUCACCGGACACCUUCGACCUCUCCUCCAGCUGGUCCUCAACCUUCUCCAAGCCCACCCCAAUCUACACGCCUCCCUCCUCGUCAGCCCCUUCGCCGCCGCCCAAGUCCAGCGCAACCUUGUCCAGCUCACCGCAUUCCUCGGUCUCGACUCUGUCGAUCAGCUGAAGGCGGGCUAUAAGGCGGUUGUUGACCGACUGCAGCUCGUCGAGUGCUGUACCAAGGGCUUUGAGCCCUCAUCCGUUUUGAGUGCUUCAAGCGCUCAGAUGGAAGCCAAAGACUUUUCCGAGGCUCUCCCGGGUGCUCUUGCUUCGUUAUACGACAGCUCUAGGCAAGCCGAGGGUGCGGAGAACAAGUUUGCGAGCAUCAAGCCUACUUCCAUUAUCUACGACUUUCUAAGAUACUUUGUUCCCGAGAUCACCCGCGCCGUGCUCAAUGCCAGCAACAUUCCUCUCCCUCCCCUCGUCGCAUUCAUGCCGACCAACUCCAUUGGCGCCUACCAUGCAAUGACGUACGAGGACAAGGGUGGUGCUUUUGCCCGCCUCGAUCGCCUCACCAAGGAGGAGAUCGCCAAGGGAUCCACACCGAAGGAGGCUUACCAAAAGUACACCAACGUCUUUGACGGCAAGGUGAUCAAUCUCCCUGGCCUCCCGCCCAAGUUUGACUACGAGUACAGACCUCAUACGUGCUGUCUUCCUGGUUCCCCCGAGAUGCUCAUGGGUGUUACCAAGGCCUCUGUGGGCGUGCGAGACCCAUCGGUAACUGGCCUGAUCUUGCCAGGGUCGGAGAUUGGUGCUGAAGGUGCGGACGCUUUGGCUGCUGACUGGGGCAGGGAUCUCUACAUUGUCGGUCCCCAGGCGCCUGCUCAGAUUUGGGGUGGAAAGACUGCUAGCAAGGCUGCUACUCCCGAUGACGCGAAGGCUUUCAAGUUUUUGGACGACAUGAAGGCUAAAUAUGGUCCCAAGUCUGUUGCCUACAUCAGCCUGGGUACCCUCUUCUACCCCCUCCUCCGGCCCGAGAUCAUGCGGUCGAUCUUCAAGGGCUUACGCGAAGCCAAGAUCCCCUUCCUCUUCGCCCACUCUUCCGCUGUUCUACCCACACCUACCGAGUUGAUCAACGAGUUUGAAGGCGAUGAGGAUGUGUGUAUCGUCAAACACGCUCCUCAAGUUUCUGUUCUGGCGAACGAGGCUACAAGGUUCUUCAUCACUCAUGCGGGGAGCAACUCGAUCUCUGAAUCUAUCCUCACCAUCACCCCCACCGUCACCCUGCCCUUCUUCUUUGACCAGGCCGAGAUUGCCGCUCAGCUCGAACAAGCCGGUGUCGCUAUCGACCUGAAGCAAACCAAGACUUUCAAGGACCCUGCGCACAACAAGCUUUAUGACGGUACCGUGAUCGUCGGUACAGAGCAGGCUAUCAAGGAGGAGCUGGCUUCUGUCUUUGAAGCGUUGAAGGGUGUCGAGUAUGAGAAGAUGGUCCGGAAGUUGGGUGAGAUUCGGGCUGCUGUAGAGAAGGACAAGAAUGAGGGGAAGGCCAAGGAGGCCAUGGAGGCCUUGGGCAAGCUGGGCCUUUCUGCUUAGAUACCUGAUCACUCCUGAGUUUUCUGUGCCGAUGGUAACGCAGUACAAAACCAUUGAUAUAUCGAAAUGUGGUGGUAUGAAUAGUCGCUUAUCUUCUGG
Molecule: messenger RNA, 1798 nt
Organism: Cryptococcus amylolentus CBS 6039
Lineage: Eukaryota; Fungi; Basidiomycota; Tremellomycetes; Tremellales; Cryptococcaceae
Exons: 7
Coding region: 74-1699 (541 amino acids)
Molecular function (GO): UDP-glycosyltransferase activity
Source: RefSeq, a predicted model, not a curated record